Molecule: messenger RNA, 1310 nt
Organism: Brassica napus (rape)
Lineage: Eukaryota; Viridiplantae; Streptophyta; Magnoliopsida; Brassicales; Brassicaceae
Product: probable esterase KAI2
Exons: 2
Coding region: 26-841 (271 amino acids)
Biological process (GO): response to karrikin
Source: RefSeq, a predicted model, not a curated record
GAUUUUAUAGCGUCGAGAGAGAGAGAUGGGUGUAAUAGAGGAAGCUCACAACGUGAAGGUGAUUGGCUCAGGAAAUAAAGGGACGGUCGUAUUAGGUCACGGGUUCGGUACGGACCAGUCAGUAUGGAAACACCUGGUUCCACAUCUGGUCGACGAUUACCGCAUCGUGCUCUACGACAACAUGGGAGCCGGUACGACCAAUCCGGAAUAUUUCGACUUUGAUCGUUACUCAACUCUCGAAGGUUUCGCCUUUGAUUUGCUUGCAAUCUUAGAAGACCUUCAAAUCGAGUCUUGUAUCUUUGUCGGUCACUCUCUUUCCGCCAUGGUUGGUGUCUUGGCUUCUCUUAACCGACCUGACCUCUUCUCCAAAAUCGUCAUGGUUUCUGCUUCCCCAAGAUUCGUGAACGAUGUUGAUUACCAAGGUGGAUUCGAGCAAGAAGACCUAAACCAGCUUUUUGAAGCGAUACGAAGCAACUACAAAGCGUGGUGCUUAGGUUUCGCUCCACUGGUGGUAGGUGGAGACUUGGACUCGGUAGCCGUUCAAGAAUUCAGCAGGACUCUCUUCAACAUGCGUCCAGACAUAGCUCUCUCCAUGGCUCAGACCAUUUUCAGUAGCGACAUGAGACAAAUCUUACCAUUUGUCUCUGUCCCUUGUCACAUCGUCCAAAGCGCUAAAGAUUUAGCCGUACCGGUCGCCGUAUCCGAGUAUCUUCACACCAAUCUCGGGUCUGAAUCCGUCGUCGAGGUUAUGUCUUCAGAGGGUCAUCUUCCUCAGCUUAGCUCGCCGGCCUCUGUUAUUCCCGUUCUCCUCCGUCACAUCCGCCAGGACAUUACUGUCUGAUGAGUGAUGAUGAGAGGAUGUUAAUUAUAAAUAGCGAAAUUAUAUGUAUGAUGUGAUGAACAUGUCUGGGGUAAGUGAGUAUAUCGUUUCGUUGUCGUUUGGUUCUGCUUUGUUUUUUUUUUUUUUGUAAACGUUACAGAUUUGUUUGGGAGGAAUAGUUUAGAUAAGAUAGAGGUUUCCACGCUGGAGAGUGAGAUAAGAUCUGAGGAGGAGGGAAUGCACCAUUUUCGAGUUGAUAAGAAUGCUGAGUUGGUUCUGCUUUGUUUAUCCUUGGAUUCUGUAUUUGAUCAGUUUGUUGUUGUUCUAAUCUUUGUGUUAGCGAAAAGUCUUGGUCUCUUGUGUCCAGCUUUUGUUCGAUAUUCGUGAUUGGUGGUCUGUAGUGAAUUAUCUAAAGUGUCGUCGUUGAGGUAUUAUGUGUGUGAACUGUAAACUGAAGCUGAAAUUCCGAAGAUAUUUUUCAAUUCUUUGU